Molecule: messenger RNA, 297 nt
Organism: Pichia kudriavzevii
Lineage: Eukaryota; Fungi; Ascomycota; Pichiomycetes; Pichiales; Pichiaceae
Exons: 1
Coding region: 1-297 (98 amino acids)
Source: RefSeq, a predicted model, not a curated record
AUGGUUCCAUCUAACAUCCUCAACAUUUUUAAUCAAGGUGAAAGCUCAACAGCUGUUGCAGAUCAGGAGAUUUGUCUACCCUGUCAAAUAAUGGGAGCAUUUACAUGUUUUGCAGGAAGUGCAUAUUUCUUAUCCGACUUGCCAUUUAAAGAUGCAAAUCCUAAGCAGAAUCCAUUAUGGUUCAGGUACGCUUUAAGGACCUCUGGUGUUGCACUUUUCGGCCUUGGUGUGUAUCGGGGCACAGAAGGCUGGUUAUGGAACACUGACGCUAAAUACAAGGAUUCAUUCUUAAAAUAG